Messenger RNA from Soboliphyme baturini, 419 nucleotides. The record is from the annotation of a GenBank genome assembly. Lineage: Eukaryota; Metazoa; Nematoda; Enoplea; Dioctophymatida; Soboliphymatidae.
AUGAAUAACUUCUCAGGCGCAUUUAACGAUGCCCAGUUGGCGUUAAAGAUAGAACCAAAAAAUCAUGCGAUAAUCGCCUACCUGCAGCAUCUGACAGUUCUUAUUCAGCAGAAGCAAAAAGAAGCUAACUCUUUGGAAAGUCGGGUGAACCAAAUGAUGUCGCUCUGUUUUGAGUAUCAAGAAAAUUCAGAAAAGAGGCUGCAGGCCAUAAACAACUUGAUCGUGCUGGUACGGGAAAAGGCUGCAGCGGAAUUGGUGUUUGAAAAAGAUGGUGCACAGCAAUUGCUGAAGGUGGUUUCGACAGACAAUGAUCCGGAAAUGGUCAUUGCUGGUUUGCGAGUUUUUGUCGAGUUCAUGAACCAUGAUAAGUUGGUGAGUCAUCUGUAUGUUUAUUCUUUGCGCUUAUCCCCUUCAUGACG